AUGAUAUUCCUCUCCUCUGCAGAUCAUACAUGUCCGCCCAUGAAGCUGGAAGAGAAAUGGCCUACCAAUGUGAACAUUCACAGAGAAUUCACAGGGUUUGAUUUAGCUCAGAAGUUUCUUCUCAGAAAAGGCACGGUGACGGACAACAGGCUGUUGUUGAGACUGGGGAGUAAACCCUUGUUUAAACCAACAGAAUCUGUGUUCCCAAAUGGACUUUCGCAUGAGUACUCCAUUAUUGCCACGUUCCGGCUCAGAAAAACCACAAAGAAAGAUCGCUGGUUUGUUCUGCAGAUCUUUGAUAAAGGUGGAGAUACACAGGUGUCAUUAAUAGUGGAUGGAGCUAAAAAAACAGUCGAGUUUUUGGCUCAGGGUUUUCUGAAAAACAGCCUCCUGUACGUGUUCAAGAACCGAGACCUGCAUGCCCUCUUCGAUCGACAGUUUCACAAGCUAGGUGUGUCUGUCGAGAGCAAUGCUGUCUCCGUCUACCUGGACUGCAAAUUGAUUGAGCGUCAGGUGACAGCUGAAAGGUCUGGCAUGAACGUGAGCGGACGCACGUUCAUCACCACUCGAGUGGAGGAUGGACGUCCAGUGGAUAUUGAACUUCAGGAGAUUCUGAUCUUCUGUGAUGGUAGAAUAGCCGACUUGGACAGAUGCUGCGAUUCUCCUGGAGUUACGUGUGAACCUGUAGUGACCCACAACCCCACAGCGGCCCCACUGGUCACAGGAUACCUCCACAGAAUGCUGUCCAUGCCAGCCCAGCUGCCCAGCGACCGAUGCCACUGUCCCGCUCUGAAGGGGGAUCAAGGGCUUCCGGGUUUGGCAGGACAUUCUGGACAAAAGGGAGAUAAAGGAGACAUGGGUUUGAAAGGAGAUCCUGGACCUCAAGGCCUACCUGGUCUCAAAGGUGAUAAAGGGGAAACAGGUCCGUCAAGUACGGGAACACUCUCGGUUGAGCAGCAAGCUCAAAAAGGGGACCAGGGUCCCCCAGGAACUCCUGGAGGAAAGGGAGACGCUGGCCUGCCCGGUCAACCAGGAGCACCAGGGAAAGAGGCCAAAAGGGUGAGUAAACCGAUGCAGGUCGCCGCCUGUGUGGGCUGGAUCCAUGUUGCGUAUAAGUGUUUGUGUGACUGAGCCAUCAGCCAGACGGGCUUUUGGGAGUGACCCGGCAGCAGCUGGAACGAGAGAAAGAUCGGGGAGCUCUGUGUGGGCCUAGUCUCAUGGGAAUGACUGUGAAUAUUCAACUGUAAGGUCAAUCGUAGACUGACAGCAUGUGUGGCCGACCCCAGCAGGAAACAAUCUCAAGGGUGAUUUACUGUUCAGUCGUGACAUGCUCGAACGUAUUGAUAAAACGAUACUGUUUCAUUAUUGAUUUUAUCCUUUGUUUCUCAUCGCCACCGGCCAAGGGUUAAAUUGUUAGUCUGCCCACGGCACGAAAGCUUUAUGUGAAAUUUGACUGCCUGCAACAAAUUGCGGUUGCGCGUUCCGCUUAUUUGAAUUACCUAAGCCGCUGAGCCAUUUCACUAGAGGCGCGCUAACACCUGUUAACGCAAAUGUUAUCUCGGCUCCUCGAGUGGUUAAUGGUCCUGAAUGGUGUACAGUUGUUUCUCGACUCCCUUGAAUGUGAUAAAAAGUAUUAAAAAUGCAUGCCACUUAGAUGGAGGAGAAUACUUGGGUCUGCCGCAGGGACUGUAAGCACAGCAUUAAGCCCAUUCAACAGAAUGAAUGAAUAUUUAUAAUCCUCCGCAGUGGUGUUCACUGGAGUGUUAUCAUGACACUGUUGGGUAUUUUCAGUUCAAUGAUGGAUUGAGUGAUGCACUGUACCAUAGACAUCUGGAUUUUGUCCACAUUGGU
This is a messenger RNA of Sinocyclocheilus grahami, 1851 nucleotides long. RefSeq names its product collagen alpha-1(XIX) chain-like. The record is from RefSeq and is a predicted model, not a curated record. Bases 1 to 1131 code for a protein of 376 amino acids. NCBI's taxonomy places the organism in Eukaryota, Metazoa, Chordata, Actinopteri, Cypriniformes, Cyprinidae. The transcript has 12 exons.